AUGGACUGGAGCAACGAGGACUGUUUAAAGAAAAUAAAGGAUUCCACUAAAACAGGAGCAGGAUCUGAAGAAAUUUACAAACCAUCGUGGUUUGCAUUUGAUGCCAUUCAUAGUUACAUGGGUGCUGUAUAUGAUUAUCGCCCGACAGUAUGUACUGAGAUUAGGGAAAGUGAGCAGAAAGAGGAAAGGUCGCAGUCACUUGAAAAUUACUCGGAGGAAUCUAAUACUGAAAGUCCACUUUUUUAUACAUCAAAUACAGAAAGACCUUUAUCUCGAGAUUCAAUUAGUCAGAGCGAAUCAGAUCCUUUCUCCAUUUCAAAGAGGAAACGAGGGGUGCAAGAUUGGUUGAUUGCGAAGAAACAGAUGGACAAGGCUUUUACCAUUAUUAAAAAUAGAUCUAAUCGUAAAGAAAAUGAAAAACAGUUGAAUAAGUGUGAUUUGUACGGCCAGCUUGUAUCUGAAAAGUUGAAACACUUACAUGAAGAUGACAGACUAGGUCUUAUGAAUGAAAUUGAUAAUCUUCUAUUCAAAUAUAUAAUGAAUGUCAAAAAACGAAACAGAUCUAGAACAACAUAUUUGCCAUCUACCCAGUUUGCAGUCAACAAUCAACCUGUAGUUACUUCACAAGGAGAUCUGUAUAAUACGCAAUCACUUUUAAAUUAUGAAUCGAUGGAAUCACAUCUGUUACCUCAGCAAAAUGCUCUAAACAAACAAUAG
Messenger RNA from Parnassius apollo (apollo), 717 nucleotides. The record is from the annotation of a GenBank genome assembly. Lineage: Eukaryota; Metazoa; Arthropoda; Insecta; Lepidoptera; Papilionidae.